AUGACUGUUACUCAUGUUCGGCGUAUGUGCUGGAUACGCGAGCGUCCGCUUGUGGAAGCACACAGGACCACGGACUUUUUACUCUUGGAACCUGUCGCUCUCAUCACGUGGGGGCACGUGACGCAGCUGCGGACUGCGACCACACGCUCAAGCAGGUCCACGCAUACCCGGCGGCCGUCUGUAGAGUCGACGGCGAGCCAGACGUUUCCCAACAACAGCGGCGACGGUCCAUCAACACAAAAAGUGGCUUCUGUGGACUACGAGCACACCGGCAUGAAAUUCCAGAAAAUAUUUGUGGCAGUGAUUACCUGCGUGGCGAUAUUUCUGCUAAGUUCCUCCGUGUCGGGGGAACAAGACCUCCCCAGCGAUGCCGUCUUCGAGGCCGUGAAGCUCCUAAAGGACCUUUCUACGGAGGGGAUUUUUGCCAAGAAAGAGAAGGAGGGAAAGACGGUCGUCACGAAAGGUAGGGCGGAGGGAAGGUCGAGCGCAAGCCCUCCGCGCCCUCCACAACCCCCUCGAAACACCUCGAGACUCCCUUCCCGAACAAGGGGUCGGCAAGGCAGCGGUCAUUCGCCACCAACCCCCAAAGCGAACCUCAAAGUCGUGGGAGUUCGAGUGGACGCCUCAAGUAACUCUGUCCCAAUGGAGAAACUUCUCGGAGCUGAUACUUCGCGGCACGAAAAAACUGUGGUCAGGGAGUCCUUCGAGGGUAUAUCUGAGCGCAUGGACGUCGACGAUCCAGACGUCCAGAAAGUGUCCACGGAGGUUCGCAGUGGGCGACGCGGACGGGUGCGUGUGGUGACUCUGCGGCGCCCAUUGUCCGUCUCAGAAGUGCGGGAGGAUCAACCCCUUGAUUUCACAUCUUUAAACUUGAAUAACGUAAACACUUUUGGAGGUUUUGGAAAACGUCUCAUUCCUUUGAAAUCAAGUGGUCUAAGACCAUUAGCUUCUGUGGAAUCAGAUGACGAAGAUUCGGCUACCCCUGCCAUUAAUAGUGUGCCUGCACCAGCAAUUGCUCCAUCGGGCACAGGGACCCGGAAUCAGCGUCCCAACGUCGUUGUCACGACAGAGGGUCCAAGAAUUGUAGCAACAACGAGAGCACCAAGUCGAGGGAGGUUCAGGCCGACCAGACCUCCGACUGCGUCUCGCUCAAGACCAACCACGUCUGCGCCGGCCUCUCCCACGCCAGAGGGACCUCCUGCCACGACAUUUAGACCCAGCAUCACAACGACACUUUCUGGUCUACUAACAACUGCUCAAGGGGCCACGACAACAAAACAGCCCCACGUGACAUUCCCCAGCAGGUCGAGAGUGGGAGCAAGCAGAGGAACCACCAAACCUCAAGUAACCUCAGUUCAGCGAAUUACGACCACGGCACAACCUUUUUCACAACAGCGCAGAAAACCAGGUGCUUCACGAGCCAGUACUGCCAGACCCAAACCUCAAGAAUUUGAAGAUAUAUCUGCCGAAGAUGAGGAAAUUUUCAUUGUGUUGAAAGAUGUACAGCGGGGCCUAAGAUCAACGAGGCCGCCACACUCCCAGUCUCUUACUCCUGUUGCCCUUAAUUCCUUGCGUCCAAGCCCUGUUACUCAUGAAGGUGAUGUCUUUUCGCCGGGCACGAAAGACCAGCAAAACCUUCCUCCCUCCACUUUCCGACCUCCACUUGGCACGACCUUCACCAAGUUUUCCUUUGGUCAAGCAAACUUCACUGUUGUGUCAAACCCUAUUUCUCCCCCACAGUCACCACCUACACCCGGAACCUCUUCUGCUACGCCUUCCUCUGCUUCUUUCAUUUCUUCCCUAAGACCCUCAGUAACGUCCUCUAAUCCUUUGGUUUCAUCUCCUAGACCUCCAGUUUCUCUCUUAACACCUUUAGUGUCUUCUCCUAGACUGACAGUAACUGCUUCCAAUCCUUUUGUUUCCUCCCCUAUUCCCUUCGAUUCUUCACCCAUACCUUCAGUCCCAUCCCCAACUUCUUUUGUUUCUUCUCCCAAACCAUCAGUCACCUCUCCUACGUUUUUCUUUUCCUCUCCCAAUUCCUUUGUUACAUCUCCCAGACCUUUUAUAUCAUCUGCUCAACCUCAGGUCACGUCGCCUAAACCCUUUGUUACCUCUGUCACGCCAUCUAAUCCCAAUCCCUUUACUUUAUCUCAGCGACCUACUGCCAGACCUACCAAUUCAAACUCUUUCGCCACAUCCUCUCGUCCUUCGUUCUCGUCAUUAAGCCAGUCUGGCACUCCAUCUAAUACUCGUGGUAUUCCUUUAAGUUUUGGGACAACCUCUAGUUCUGGUACUUCUUCACCAUUUGGUACAUCUCCUAAUAUCUUCCAAACUUCCCCAAGUCCUUUUGUUACAACCUCAAGGCCGUUUGUUACACCAUCUCAUACUUUUCCGUCGUCUCCUUUUGUUUCCUCCCACCAGCCAAUUGUGACAUCCUCUCGGCCUGCUGUCACUUCCCCUCGUUUAGCCGUCACUUCUGCUCAGCCUGUUGUCACUUCUCCUCGCCCAGUUGUCACUACUUUCCGAUCCAACGCCACCCCUCGGACUUCUGCAAGCUUCUCGUUCCAGCCCCUUUCUGCACAACCAACCACAGUGGUAUCACCAAAUCCACAGCAAGAAUCAUCUACUUCUAAUCGCCCAGUUGAAACUUCCACGUUCCAUAAGAUACCUUUCAGAGGAUUUUCAUUCCAGUCCUUCCAUCCAGGAUUAUCUCCAAGCACUGCAAUCCAGCUUGGUGCUUCAGAAGAACAAUCUAGAAAUGAAUUCAGAAAAUUACCCCCAUCAUCUUUACCUCCACGAAAACCAUCUCGAGUAUCCCUUUCUCCUAUCCCCUCUCCAGUACCAACUUCCUUUUCAGCUUUCCCCCAAACAGCUUUCCCGGCUGACUUUGGUUCUGUCAUCCACUCACGGCCAACCUUCUCUACUACUCUUCCUCCUCCUGCACUAACAACCCCAAGGUUUGCUGUAACACCUUCUCCAUCACAAAUUAAGUUAGAUCCUCCAUCACCUACAACUUUCAGCCCAAGGCCUUUUCCCCCUCCACGACCUUCACUUCAACCUCCGCCAAGCCACUCUAGCUUUUCUCAGCCUCGCACUGACGCUCAGUCAAUCUCCACCGAACGUCCAAAUCUUCCUUCUCUGACUUUCACGGCUCCUGACACAUUCCAGUUUCUUAAAGUAUCACCACAAGGUGAAUUUAGCACUCAGAGUUCAGGUACUACACAGCCACAGCCAACGACCUUCAGAGGUCCUUUUCUACAGUUCUUUUCCACACCUGGGUCAUCUUCCACACCUCCCUUCCAGAGAACAUCAAAUGUUCAAAGACUCAACUCUCCUUCAGUCUCCACGUCUUUGAGACCGACAACGUUCACAUCAUUCCAGGACCCAAGUCGAGCAUCACUUACACCUACCGUCAGAUCUUUUGUACCCACAUCUCCAGGGCAUCCUCGCAGUUUCCGGUCCACAACUACUUUGCCACCCUUCCUUGCUGCCUUUUCUACCUCAUCAGAUGACACAGAAAAACUCCGAAAUCGUGCACCGGAGAAUACUCUACCCUCGCCACCAAUCAUUGAAAUUGGGGGAUUUGUUCCCAUGAAAAUCUCCAAGGCAAAUGAUCAACCUGUAAAACCAUCAGAGAUCUUAACACCCCCUCCCCCGCUCCCAUCAUCAUUUGGGGAUAAAGACCUGUUUACAUCCUUUGCCUCCAAUCUUACAACUCAGCCUCCCCCUACCACCUCUAGACCUGUUGCCACCAGCCCCACCUCACAGCCAGCAGUUACAACGGAGUUCAACCUUCAGACAACUCCAAGGACCUUGUUUAACACUGCACGACCACCACAAACAAUCACAGGCUCCAACUUCUUCCUGAAUAGUUUCAGAUCAGCGUCUCCUCCUCCAGCGACUGUAACAACUGGACUCCCACGGACCACCAGACGACCGCGCACAACCCUACAACCCAAGACCCAUUCCUUCAGCAGUCCUGUCACGACGACAAGGCCCACCGCUAUUUCAACAUCGCCAAACCCAAGAGAAAACAAUAGCUUUGACGAGGUACAACAGAACGAGCCCAGAAAGCAGUUCUUGUCCUCCGCUCCCAGGCAGCAGACUGUUGUACCCAAGGUAACUACAGCUUCUCUUCCUUCACCUACGAGCGCCAGUAGGAGUAAAAGCACAAGCUCCAAAGGGUUUAAGGUUCCUGCGGCGCACGCAGGGAAGUCGUUCAUAUUUGUGCGAAACGGCCAGAGCGAAUACCGAGUAUGCCAGGGUUAUUGGGUCACGGGCUCAAGGCUUGCCUCGGAGGCGCUGUCGGUGGCGGACAAGUUGGCUUGGAAUUUAGCUUUUUAUUCUCCAAUGGAACAAUACAAAAGGAGAAGGCCAGCAGCUCGGCGAACAUCAUCCAACGGCUGUCACGUCGCUGCCAUCUCGAACGUUCUCUUAGUGUCUAGUCAAAUAAUGCUGGAAGCGGAGCGGAGGCUGCAUGAUUUCCGUCUGCACGUGAAGGGGCGAACGCGCUGUGUGAUGCAGCGCCCGGUUCACCCGACGGAUUCCCUUGUAUUUGGACGCCACCUAACCCAACAGCCAAAUCGUCCCGAGGAUAAGAACCUGGAACAGGUUUUUCAGGUAGUCCUCGUGGAUGCCUGA
Molecule: messenger RNA, 4641 nt
Organism: Penaeus monodon (black tiger shrimp)
Lineage: Eukaryota; Metazoa; Arthropoda; Malacostraca; Decapoda; Penaeidae
Product: mucin-5AC-like
Exons: 8
Coding region: 1-4641 (1546 amino acids)
Source: RefSeq, a predicted model, not a curated record